GUGGAGGGUUUGAGAAAUCUUACGUACCCACCCCGCCCUCCACGAAAUGGCGCAACGUGUAUCGUCUGUGUCGAGCCACAUGGCUUGCCGGCUAGCGUUCCACGUGGCGCAGCUUUGUUUUCUCGCCUUGCUCUUGCCUCUGACAUGUCGUGCAAAUGACCUCCAUGAUGAUGUUUUCGAUAUAACGCGGUAUUUGUCAACGAACUCGAGAUACGAAUACUCACUGAAGCAUUAUGGUGGUGCUGUCGAAUAUCUGCCUGCUCCACCUGCAGGAUGUCGCCCAGUUCACGUCAAUCUUCUUGCCCGUCACGGUACGCGGGAGCCAACGAAGAAGCGUAUGGUUCAAGUUGACGAGCUGAGCAGACGCCUUCUGAAGGAGAUUAGUCCUCUCUCUCUUAACAAAAAGAAUGGAAUUGAUCCCUCUGAAGCGAAGGACAAAAAUGACGAGCUAGCCGUCACUGCGCGAAAUGAAAGCAACAGGGACGAGAAAACAACUCAUCGCUGUGGGAGGCAUGGAGGGAAGCUGCCUCAAUGGCUUCUCUCCUGGGACUCUCCUUGGGUCGAGCGUAGCCAUGGAGGUAGCCUAGCGCCAGUAGGAGAGCAAGAGCUCUAUGAGAUGGGCAAGCGAUUCCGCCGACGAUUCUCCGAAUUGCUCGACCAGGGCUAUGAUCCUGCUGCACAUCCGUUAAUUGCCACAAAGGUCGUGCGAACAUCAUCAAGCGCUGUUGCGUUUGGAAUGGGCCUUCUGGAAGGACAUGGAUCACUUGGAAAAUGCGGCUUAAAACCUUUUGCGAUCAAAACGGAGGACGCAGGCCCUGUAUCAACCCUCCGUUUUCAUGAAGUCUGUGAUGCUUAUAAGGAUGUGAAAAAGGUAAUCAAGAAGGCGGUGAAAGCAGAGUUGCGAAGCGUGUACGCGAAGAUCGCAGAGUCGUUUUCGCACUGUGAGGAAACAGAUAUGGCAUUUAUGACUGCCGAGGGCGUGGAGGCUUUAUGGCAACUCUGCAAGCAGCAAGCAACUUUGGAAGGAGUAUUUGAUCAAGCCUGUGCGCUGUUCAGUGAAGAGCAGUUAAUUCAAGAGGUCACUGGAAAUAAAUGGGUAGAAGCAGUCCGGCGGGACCAAGAAUUGGAAAGAAACAAAGAGGACCCGCAGAAACAAAGGACUUACACUAGAAGGACGCAGAAGGGGAAAGCCAAAACAGGGCAGGGACAAGGGGAAAACACGGCUGGGACAGAGCAGGAAGAAGGGACGAACACCCCUCCGGGUGAAGUCAGUACGGACAGCCAGCUGCCUGCAGUGGGGGGGAAGAGAAAACAUCGAGAGGGGGCAUGUGACAGAGAUGAAGCAGCGGAGGAACAAGAGUGGGAAGAGGAGGUAUAUUACCUGUGGUCUGAGCGACAGGAAAGCGAGAUACUGAGCUUCAUACAUAAAUUUGAGAAAGAAAGGCAGGACAAAUAUGACCUGCAGUUGAUCCUACAUAGAGAGGAACAAAGAAACAGACAAGCAGCAGCGGCAACCAACCCGACGCAAGCCAUUCCUCUCACGGAGAAUCCGUUCGCUCCCUUGGAGAGAGAGGAAGAAUUGGCUGCUCUCCUGGCAGAAAAGUAUAGUGCAACAAAGGAGAAUCAGGAGAUGGAAAUUGAUGAUGGUAAUAGCAAUCCUGACAAGGAGAACCUGCAGACUGGCGGAUCCAAACUACCCAAGUACAGGCCUACACUCACUCUGAAUGGACAAAAGGAGCAGCAGGGGCAAACAGAACCCAACCAGGGAAGUGACCACAUAGCUUUGCUGGGUAUUCAAGAGGAGGCACUCUAUGCGCAAUGCGAAAGACUCUACGAUCUAAACAGAGAAAUGUCUCUGCGCACGGUGACAGUGCAGGACCUCCACCUCAAAGCACACGCUGGAUUCUGGGAAAGAGCGAGAAAGGAAGCAAGCACGCUCCUACCAUCCCGAGCAGUGAUUCCCAUACAAUUUGACCCAGAGAGAGAACGGUGGAAUGUUGCAAUUUGCAGCGACCUGACAAUUCCCAGAUUGCAAAAGGGACAAAAGAAGGAGGUGUUACUGAGCAAAAUCUGUAAGGGAAAGGGAUCUAGGAUUAUGGGAUUAGUAGGAAAAGACCCACACGAAGGGGAGAACGGCCAAAUUGACAUGCUUGAAGUAGAGGAAGGGAAGACCCCCAGUCCAUACGAUGCAAGGCCAAUCCUAGCGGCACUUCUUGAAUGGGCAGAUGAUGUGGAGACCUUUAAAACGCGUGCAUACGGAACAGCUGUUAAUUACCGCAUGGCAAUGCCUCUGGUCCAUGAUAUGCUCCAAGCUAUGGAUGUCAUAAUGGCACAUACAAAGGAACGGAGAUCUGGGUUUGUUCAAAGAGCGCAUUUACGGUUUGCACAUGCGGAGACUGUUAUUCCCCUGACGUGUUUGCUCGGUCUCUUUCUUGAGAAUGCAACAUAUCUUCAAGAUGUGAAAGAAGGGAGGCCACUUCCGCCGCCACCUCCCCCUCCAGCGAAGAGAGUAUGGCAUGGUGGGCGAGUCGCCCCUUAUGCAUCAAAUCUUGAAUUAGUCCUGUACCAUUGCCGUGCAACACCUGCAGCAAUGCUUGACGGCCAGCAAGACGCCACAGAAAUCGGCAAACAAGCGGGCACACCUGCGGGAGAAGGAAUCAAUGAUGGUUUGUCGGCAGAUGAGUUCCGAGUCUUGGCGCUCCACAAUGAGAAGCCAGUGAUCAUGCCGGCUUGCGGUGAGGAGAUGUUCUGUCCUUUCAAACGAUUCAAGGAGGAGGUGGUGGGGGACCACAUGAAACACACAUGGGAAAUGACAUGUAUGCGUCAGGUGCGCCGCUCGGCCUCAGUUGUGGGUUACUUCUUCAAGGUUUGGGGGGCCUUACGAGAUAUGGGAAUGGAAAUCUUCAGAUACUCGCCUACGGAGAAAAAGCAACGGAAGGGUAUGCAUGCGCGGGCUGAAAAGGAUGAGCUGUAAAUUUCUGAGUUGAUUAGGAUAUAAAUGACUGGGAGGGAGGGAGGAACAGGCCGUCUACGUUCAGCUCCUGCUGAACAGCAAGCACGAC
Molecule: messenger RNA, 3062 nt
Organism: Chara braunii
Lineage: Eukaryota; Viridiplantae; Streptophyta; Charophyceae; Charales; Characeae
Source: the annotation of a GenBank genome assembly